UUGCGGUUAAUUAUCGUCACUCCGGACCAUCAAACCCGACAAGCGUCGGUGUAAUGGCCGUCCCGAUAUCAUUCACGGAACUCUCGCUAAUGCGAAAGUUUGUGCAAACAAACGUACAAACAAAUAUGGAUGUUGCAAACAAACGUGUAAACAAAUAUGCUUUAACUUCAAGUUGCAAAAAAGGAAAUCUACCCAAUUCUCCAACGGACAAAGUUUGGCUUGGUCGAUCAGCUGAACGUAAAGAGGCUGGACACGAUCCCGAAGAGCUUUAUACGUUGCUCGAAAAGCUUGGCACUGGUUCUUUUGGAACGGUCUACAAGGCCAUAAAUAAAGAUACCAAAGAGGUCGUCGCCAUUAAACAAAUUAACUUGGAAGAUUCGGACGACGAUAUAAGUGAGAUUCAACAGGAAAUAGCGUUGUUGUCACAAUGCGACUCACCAUAUAUCACUCGUUACUAUGGCUCGUUUGUCAAAGGGUUUAAGUUGUGGAUAGUGAUGGAAUAUCUUUCUGGCGGAUCAUGUUUAGACCUGCUCAAACCUGGUCCGUUUGAUGAACAGCACAUCGCUAUCAUUCUCCGAGAACUUUUGUAUGGCUUAGAGUAUUUGCACAUUGAAGGAAAAAUACACAGAGAUAUAAAAGCCGCCAACGUUCUACUCUCUGGAGAGGGAAAAGUGAAAUUAGCUGAUUUUGGCGUGGCCGCUCAGCUUUCAGCUAACAAAAGUAGGCGAAACACUUUUGUUGGAACACCGUUUUGGAUGGCACCAGAAGUUAUUCGUCAGGCGGGCUAUGAUCAUAAGGCCGAUAUCUGGUCACUGGGGAUUACAGCCAUUGAGAUGGCCAAAGGCGAACCACCUUUGUCAGAAUAUCAUCCUAUGCGUGUAUUGUUUUUAAUUCCAAAGGCAAAACCACCGUCACUUGGAGGAAAUUUUUCUAGUGCAUUCCAAGACUUUGUCAGCUUAUGUCUGAUAAAAAAUCCUGAAGACAGACCUACUGCGAGGGAUUUGUUAAGGCAUCGUUUCAUAAAGAAUGCGCGCAAUACAAUGCAAUUACAAGAGUUGGUGGAACGGUUUAAUACUUGGAAGGUGAAUGGUUGUCAAAGAGAUCCAUCCAUGUUUACGAGGACAAUGACGAUGCAAAAUAGAAUUUCAUAUGCGUCUUGGGAUUUCGAAACGAUAAAGCAAGCAUAUCUGGAUGGCACGAUUCGACUAGAGCCAGAAACUUCAAGGGAGUUGCGACGACUAUCGACUGCAUCGAGGAAUUCUACCGUAAAACUAUCAAAUAUUGCUAGGAAUUCUUUCUUCGCAAGCUUCGAUGGAGGAGUGGAGGAAAAUACUUCUGAAAAUCCUGAGGCCACCAAUAAAAAUGGUACAAUCGAUUCCCUGAAUACCAGCGAAGGUCUUAAUACUGUGCGCGCACCGAGGCCUUUUAGUAUAAAUAUUCCAUCCAGUAACCGUUCUUCCGUUUCUCUUUCAUCGUUCCCACGGGAUAUUCCCAUUGUGGACCCGGUAACAGAGGAAGGAAUUGUUGGAAGGCAAUUAGUCAAUGAAGUGAUAAUCCCAUCAAUAGAAAAGAUUAAGUCAAAUGAAUUGAGAGCUAAUGAUAUCGAGGCGCUUAGUUUGUUUGAGAAAGGAAUAGAGGAAUUGGGUUAUGCUAAUCCCGAUCUGGUCAUUACCACAUUGAUUGAGAUAUUAUCAGAAUUAAAAAGCAAUAUUGAAGUGUGCGAAAAAUUAUCAGAUCUGGGCGUAAUUUCAGACGCAUUUCUAACAACCCCCGAGUUAACCAUCGAUGAGACGUCAUCGUCCUCCCUACAACCAAAUGAAGAUGAAGAUGAUUCUUUACCUGCCGAAAAUCCUUCGGAUGCAAUGGAUAUUAGUGAAUCCGAGAAACCUAAAUCGCCGAUAUCAGAGAUGAUAUACACAAGAUGGAUCGAACAACUCCGUAUUAAAUGGACAUUAGGUUUUGGCUCUAGUUCAUAG
Acaulospora morrowiae is the source of this 1976-nucleotide messenger RNA. The record is from the annotation of a GenBank genome assembly. NCBI's taxonomy places the organism in Eukaryota, Fungi, Glomeromycota, Glomeromycetes, Diversisporales, Acaulosporaceae.